AUGUAUUCUGAGAAGCGAACUCCAAGGGCUGGCAGCACGCCGCGACUCGUCAUCCACGGCGGUGCGGGCAACAUUGUCCGCCAUGGCUUCCCCGUCGAAAAGUACGAGCAGUACAGAACAGCCUUGCUCAAGAUUAUCGCAAACACGCAGGCGUACAUGACCACCCCCGUCCGCAGUGACGACGCCAAGGACAGCUCGCCACCAGCCAUGGGCCCCCAACGCCGGCGCCGCCUCCCCUCCGCGCUCGAGGUAGCCACCCACGCCGUGGCGCAGCUCGAGGACGAGCCGCUGUUCAACAGCGGCCACGGCGCCGUCUUCACGCGCGACGGCGUCAACGAGCUCGAGGCGUCCGUCAUGGUCUCGCGCGGCUUCCGCAAGCGUGGCGUCGGCGUCAUGGGCCUGCGGCGGGUGCGCAACCCGGUGCUGCUGGCCCGCGCCAUGCUCGAGCACGGCGAGCAAGACCUCGUCGGCCCCGGCGGCGGGAACCGGCCGUCAACCAUGUCAGGGCUGGACGUCCCGUCGGCGCAAGGCCACACACAGAUCUACGGCGAGGCGGCGGAACAGCUCGCGCGCGCGUACGGCUGCGCGAUGGUCGAGCCGGCGUACUUUUACACGAGGCAGCGCUGGGACGAGCACGUGCGCGCGCUGGAGCGGGAGGGGGAGGGGACGGCGACUACGGCGACGUGGGCGGCGGACGAGUUCCUCCCGCAGGGCACGUGUGGUGCGGUCGCGAUGGACGAGGACGGCGUGGUGUGCGCGGCGACGAGCACGGGUGGCAUGACGAACAAGCUGACGGGCCGCGUGGGCGACACGCCCGUGCCGGGUGCGGGCUUCUGGGCCGAGGAGUGGACGGAGUGGACGGAGGCGACGGCGACGGCGACGGCGACGACGCCGUGGGAGCGGCUGGUGAGCUCGGCGCGCGCGCCCAUCGAGCUCACCGGCUCUCUGCGGGGGCUCCUCGCCGACUGCCUGCCGACGCCUUUCCUGUACUCUCCCGUCGUCGAGUCGACGCCGACGACGCGGUGCCUAGCCGUCUCGAGCACUGGCAACGGCGACUCCUUCCUGCGGGUCAACGCGGCGCGUACUGUCGCGGCCAUGGCGCGGUGGAAGCCGCAGACGGGAGCGGCGGCCUUGCGCGCGGUGGCGGGACCGGGCGGCGAGUUGCAGCGCAGCGCGGGGGAGCGCUGGGGCGCGGCGGGCGAGGGCGAGGGCGGCAUGAUUGGCAUCGAGGCGGUGGUGACGCGCGAGGGUGAAGGGGGGGCGGUGACGGCGCGAGGGGAGAUUUUGAUGACGUAUAACUGCGGUGGCCUGUACCGCGCGUGGAUCGACAAUGACGGUAAGCCGGUGAUGAGUAUAUGGUCGAACACGACGUGGGAUGAGUUGCCGGAUGGGGAUCACUUUGAGUGA
Messenger RNA from Cordyceps fumosorosea ARSEF 2679, 1407 nucleotides. RefSeq names its product L-asparaginase precursor. Gene Ontology annotation, molecular function: hydrolase activity. The coding region runs from base 1 to 1407 and encodes 468 amino acids. The record is from RefSeq and is a predicted model, not a curated record. Lineage: Eukaryota; Fungi; Ascomycota; Sordariomycetes; Hypocreales; Cordycipitaceae. The transcript is spliced from 2 exons.